Molecule: messenger RNA, 4525 nt
Organism: Cynoglossus semilaevis (tongue sole)
Lineage: Eukaryota; Metazoa; Chordata; Actinopteri; Pleuronectiformes; Cynoglossidae
Product: neurabin-1-like
Biological process (GO): calcium-mediated signaling; actin filament organization; neuron projection development
Cellular component (GO): postsynaptic density; dendrite; cytoplasm
Molecular function (GO): actin filament binding
Source: RefSeq, a predicted model, not a curated record
AAGACAGAGCGCUAUAUAUGUAGCUCGAUUUUCCCGACAACACUUAAAUGCAGCGCAUCACGUGUACCUGUGGAGAUUCACGUGUACCUAUGGAGAGUGACUGAUGUAAAGGUCGUUAGCAGUUUCUGAAGCUCAGAUUUCCCAUUUGUCAUUGUGCUUUAAUCUGUGAAAUGAGACCGUGAUGUUAUGAGAACAAGAGCCUGUCUUUAUGCAUUGAAAUCCUAAAUCAUCCAGCAUCUCAAUUAUCAUUUAACCAGCAAACCCUCUCAACAACAUCUACCUGCUCAACUUUUCCUAAGUGCUCUAAUCACCUGUGAGAAGCAUUAGUACGUUUAGUUUGUUUUCAAACUCCAGAGCGCCUUCUUUCUCCAAUGAUGAGAACAGACAGCAAAGGCCGAAGUGCCUCCCCCCACAGGAUAACCUACAAAUCUGACUUCCAUUCCAUCAAGUGUUCAUUCAAUGCCUGUACCAUUCUACAGCAAGAAACUAAAGGUGCUGCAGCUGCUCCCAAUGCACACUGCACAAAUAGGCCAACCAGCAUGUCAGAUCCUAUAAUGUGCCACACCAGCACUGGGAGCACAGGAAGGCUCCACAGCACCAGGGGGACCAAGAUCAGAGACAACAUUUUCCUCAAAAUGGACAGCAAUCAUCUGAGGCAAGACGGUGGGUCACAGCUAAGUACUGGCUCCACACCAGCGUUCUCUCCACAAAACCCUGGCCUACAGCUGCACUUUUCACCGUUUGCAUGUUCGAGACGUUUGAUAUUAAGUUCUUCUUCAUCCGUUUUGAGCACUGUGGCUGACAAUUCUGCAUCCGAAUGCUCAGUGCAGGAGAAAGCUACCAAAGGAGAUGAGAUGAUGAAUAUUGACAGAGCUGCCCUGGCUCAGAAGUUCUCAGUUACCCGUAGGUUGUUUGAAGCCAAAGGGAUGGAGAUCGGAGGUCUUUUCAAACCUGUAACAGGCAGAGGAGGUAAGGGCAGGACCGACGGAAAAGUAGGAGAAGAAGAAAAUGAGGAACGAAAAGAAGAGGAGCCAGGUGUGUCUAGAAAGCAGGAUUGCUUUGAUAAAGAGAAAUCUAUUAGCCUUCCAGUUAUAAAUUUUUCCCUGACUAAACCUCCUGCAUUCACAACAAUGAAGAGUCACCGUAGCUCCCCUGAAUUGCACGACCAUGGGGAAACACCAGCAGACAACUCUUCUCGAUCCUAUCUCGACAAUUAUUGUGAAACCAGCGGAAAUCAGGCGGAGGAGAGGGGGCCAGGAAGCACCAAUCUUGACCUCUGCUUGACUCCAGAGCCAGUGAGAGCAGAACUGGUCCAUGUUAACACAGAGUCAUCAGAAAGUGAUGGGAACGAAGAGGAAAUUGAGCAGAAAAAAGUCACAAAAUCCCAGAUGGACGAGCAGGAGGAGGGUGUGGAGAUGUUGGUGGACGAUGUCUUUGAAGACUCAGAUUUAGAACCAGCAACUGGACACUGUAUGCUGGAAAGAACAGAGGAAAGCACUGCCUCAGAAGAGCAUUGGAGACUGUUACCCACCAGCGUGCUUUGUCAAGAGCAGACAGAAGGUGGCGGAGAUAGCAGAGAAGACAAGUAUGAGCAGGUGGCUGAACAAUGGGAGGGUGAAAGGGAGGAGAGGAAGGUAGAGUACAUUUCACAAGCCUGGAAGACGUCAACAGACAAUGUUUACACGGACGUGGACGAUGCUGCAGGGAACGAAGGGAGCGGCCUAAUGGAAGGAGAGGGGAAAAGCAUUGGUAAGGUGAAUGAUGAAGGACGUAGUGAUAGGAAAGAGGACACUGGAUGUGACACGAAGGACAAGACAGAAGCUGCAGAAAUCUUUGACAAAGAGAAGGAGGAUUCAGUGUGGGAUCAGUGUCCAGCAGAAAGUUCAACACCACCAAAACCAGACUCUGUGAAAGCAGGAAGCCUGGACUAUGAAGAAAUCCCUGGUAUUCCUGUGCAGGAUGAUGAGGAUGGCUCUGGAAUGAGGAAGGUCACAUUUUCUAACGCACCCAUCAAGGUGUACACCACUUAUUCCAAUGCAGAGUACGACAGACAGAAUGAGGACAUCGACCCGGUCUCAGCCUCUGCUGAAUACGAGCUGGAAAAGAGACUGGACAAGAUGGUCAUCUUUCCAGUGGAGAUAGAAAAGGGUAAAGACGGUCUGGGCAUCAGCAUCAUUGGAAUGGGUGUUGGAGCCGACCAGGGACUGGAGAAACUGGGGAUCUUUGUCAAGAUGGUAAAUGAAGGAGGGCCAACGCAGAAGGAUGGAAGGAUAAAAGUGAACGACCAGAUAGUGGAGGUGGAUGGAAUGAGUUUGGUCGGAGUCUCCCAGCUGUUUGCAGCCACUGUGCUCAAGAACACAUCAGGCCUGGUCAAGUUCCUCAUUGGUCGUGAAAAAGACGGGGUGGAGAGUGAGGUGGCACGACUGAUCAAUGAAAGCCUGGAAAUGGAGAAAUCCUCCAUGGAGAGAGACGCAGCAGAGAGACAUGAGGAGAAUGAUGGAAGUGGCUCUGAAAGGGGCUCGGUCACAGAGGAAGAGGAGGAGGAUGACCAAGAGGAUGAUGUGUCAGUACUUUCAAGUCUUGACAAUCAAGAACUCUGCCUUAAGUAUGAGCAGCUACAGUUGAAACUACGAAAUAAAACAGCCCAGCUUCAUCACACCAGAGAUAAGUUAAAGGCAUGUGAGGAGCAGCAGGCCACUUGGGAGAAUCAGAAGACCGAGCUGGUGCAGAGAGCAGAAGACGCAGAGGACAAAGCUGAAAAACUAGAGAAGUAUUGGCAGGAGGCCCAGACGCUGUGCAGGGUGGUGAGCCAGCGACUGGCCGAUGCCCAGAGCCAGUCUGAAAGCCUUGAGAUUAAAUACAGUAAAGCCAAGAGACUGGUCAGAGAAUACCAGAGCAGGGAGGAAGAGAGGGAGAAAAAAGAAUCGGACCUGAGGAGAGAGAUGGAGGAGAGAGAUAAGCAGCACAGAGACACAGUUGAAAGGCUGCGGUUGCAGAUAGCACAGCUGGAGAAGAAGGAGCCUUUAAUGGAAAGGAAGAACCACUGUGUGAAGUCUUCACUCAUGAGUCCAGACUGGCACAUCCCUGUCCCAGACACGGACCGUUUGGACUCCAGUGCUCACAAAGCCAGAGCUCAGCUGGCCCAAAAAUCUAAGCGCCAUCCACCGUCCCGAGACAAACUGCGAGAAAGUUUUAGAAAACAGGAGGAGAUGCAGAAACACCAGGAGAGUCAGCCGCUGCCCGCUUCUACACUGGUACAGAGGAGCAGCAGGAGCGACUUGUCCAGUACCUCCUCCUGCUCUGCCCUCAGUUCUCUCCCUCCCCCAAGCUUGGUCUUCACUCCUCCCAUUUAUAUCACCGAUGUGACACUAUCUCCAAGCAAAUCCUCAUCGUCCAGGAAGUCCAAAAAAAGGUUCCCAGACUUCAGUGGUCUUCGGAAGUCUCUCAGCAAACGGAAAAGUGAGAAACACAGCAGGAGGUCGUUUAACAGCCGUGGGUCGUGUGGGGACCUGCAGGCUGACAACACUGGAGUGUCGCCGUCAGACUCGGUCACCUCCAUGCCCUCCUGCCUGCCCUUUCCCUGGUUUGGAGAGAAAGGCAGGGAGAAGGAAGAGGAGGGCAAAGAGAGAGGCAGGAUAUUUCUCCGGUCGGUGUCCAGCAGCAGUUUGCCCUACAUGACCACCACAGGCAGAAGAGACCAGAGUGUGGGCUCCUCAGUGGGCAGCUGCAGCAGGGUGGGAUACUCCUCUGAUCACUCCCUCUCUGGACACUCUCACACUUUCACCUUUUCCUCCACUGAGACGCUGGACGACGACCCGGUUCCCAGCAAUAACAACAACCUGUGGCAGAGUCGACCGGUGUUGGAGUGGGACAGUCAGCAGGUCUGUCUGUGGUUAACAGCCCUGAACAUGGAACAGUACAUGUCUGAGUUCGCCACCAGAGGAGUGGACGGUACACAGCUGCUCAACAUGGACACUGACAAACUCAAGGCCCUGGGUGUGUGCAAUCAAAGCGACCGCUCUGUACUCAAGAAAAAGCUGAAGGAGAUGAAGAAGAGGGAGGAUAAGGAGCAGAGGAAAAUGGAGAAGAGGCAGAAGGAGGAGAAACCCAAAGACAAGGACACGGUUUCAGACAAAGAGAAUGAUGGCAAAGAUAAAGCGAAGGCCGCGAUGGACGCUGCAGUGAAAGACAUGAGAUGCGGUGUAAAAACGGUGAGAACUGAGUCACUACUAUGAAUGAGGAUGCACUACCAGCAGGGGACGUGUUUUUACUCUGACCAUUUUUCUGUUUAAUGGGAAUGGAACAGUGGUUUUCAAUGAUUCAAUGAUGAAUUACCCGGUGACACUAAAUCCUCUCAGAGCAAUUAGGUGUUUGUUUGUUUUUUAUCAGUGUAGAAAUUUCAGUUUUAAUGUUUUUAUUAACUUUAUAUUAUCUUCAGAUAAUCUUAAUAUUUAACAAUGUGCUGAUUUUAAAGCACUCGGGUAUUUGUGUAAAUGUUUUUUAUGUAAUAAAUAAUGAUCUUAAA